Messenger RNA from Saprolegnia diclina VS20, 1074 nucleotides. RefSeq lists its product as hypothetical. The coding region runs from base 1 to 1011 and encodes 336 amino acids. The transcript is spliced from 2 exons. Lineage: Eukaryota; Oomycota; Saprolegniomycetes; Saprolegniales; Saprolegniaceae. The record is from RefSeq and is a predicted model, not a curated record.
AUGAAGCUUCUCGGUAUGGCGGCGCUCUGCGCGCUCUUGUCUUUUGUUGCCGGCACGGACAGUGGUGUCGUCCACUACGUGCGCGGCCUCGAGGUGCAGCCGGGUGGUCGCGAUCUCGCCGACACCGCUUGGAGCGGCAGCAUCGCGUUCGACCUCCAGAGCAUUGCCAAGGACGGUGUGACGUCCGAGAACGGCGAGAACCUCAUCAAGAACAUCCAGCAGGCCAUGAAGGUCGGCCAACUCGCUGCCACGGACGGCCCAGGCCUCGUCAACUCGAUCCGAAAAGUCAUCAAGAGCGGCGCCAACGCCAAGGACGGCACCGCCAUCGUGAACCAAGUGCAGUCGAUCUUGAGCCAGGCCACGAGCGUGUUUGACGCGGAGCCUGUCGUGUGCCGCCGCCAAGGUGUCGGGCGCGGCGUCGGCAUUGCCGUCGAGAACCAGUGUCUGCCCGGCGAGGAGGCGUACGGUGCGCUCUGCUACCCCAAGUGCAAGGAAGGCUACGAGGCAGUGGGCUGCUGCAUCUGCCGCAAGAAGGGCUGCGGCGACGUUUCCGAGCUCGACGCACGCGUGUUUUCCUGGUACCCGAAAUGCAAGGCCGGGUUCCACAACGUUGGCUGCUGCAUUUGCUCGCCCGAUUGCCCCGAGGGGUUCCGUGACGACGGUGCGUUCUGCGCCAAGGACAGCUACGGCCGUGGCGUCGGUGUCUCGCGCCUCGGGUGCCCCAAGCAUCUGGAGAAGAGCGGCCUCUUCUGCUACCCGCCGUGCGCUGCCAACCAAGUCGGCGUCGGUCCCGUGUGCUGGCCGCAGUGUGUGAACCCCGCUGGCACCGACUGCGGCCUCUUCUGCACAUCCAGCGUCGCCACGUGCGUCAACACCGUCGUCGACAUUGUCGGCCAAACGGCCAAGGUGACGCUCAGCUUGGUGGCCGAAGACUACACUGGCGCGAUCAUGACCGCAGUCCAGACGGGCGGCAAGUACAUCUACAUCAGCUUGAACGCGUGCCCCAAGUAACUGCAUCGUGCUGUCGCUCAUCUUGCAUUGUUGUCGACGUAGCGGGUUGACAUGCAUGUUCAU